Trichoderma reesei QM6a is the source of this 801-nucleotide messenger RNA. RefSeq lists its product as uncharacterized. The record is from RefSeq and is a predicted model, not a curated record. The coding region runs from base 1 to 801 and encodes 266 amino acids. The transcript has 3 exons. Lineage: Eukaryota; Fungi; Ascomycota; Sordariomycetes; Hypocreales; Hypocreaceae. Gene Ontology annotation, molecular function: oxidoreductase activity.
AUGGUGUUCCAGUACAAGCGCAUUCUCCUCGUUGGCGCCACGGCCGGCAUUGGAGCUGCUCUGGCAGACAAGUUCAUCGAGGAGGGAGGAUCCAAGGUGAUUGCCGUCGGCCGUCGCCAGGACCGUCUCGACGCCUUUGUUGCCAAGCACGGCGCAGAGAGAGCCAGCGCCAUCCGCUUCGACGUCACCGACAGAGCUGGCCUUGAUGCCUUUGUUAACAAGGUCGUCCAGACAUACCCCGACCUGGACUGUGUCUUUCUCAACUCAGGCACCCAGAGCCAACUGAAGCUCACUCAAUCGGAAGAACUCGAUCUCGACGCUAUCCACCGCGACUUUGAGGUCAACUAUACUUCCAUCGUGAACCUUGCCCUCAAAUUCCUGCCUCACCUGAAGAAGAAGGAUUAUCCCACCGCCAUGAUCGUCACAGGCUCCACGCUCGCCGUCGUCCCCGCAUUUGCCAUGCCGUCGUACAGCGCCUCCAAAGCGGCGCUCAAGGCCUUUUUCGAAUCUCUUCGACAGCAAUACCAGGGUGUCUCGAAGAUCAAGUUUAUCGAGAUUCUGCCUCCCGCUGUUCAAACUGAGCUCCACGAUUACAUGGGACUUGAGCGCGGCAGAGCUCUAGGCAUGCCCCUUGCUGAGUUCACCGAGAAGGCGUACGCCGGGCUUGUGCAAGGUAAGGAGGAGAUUAUCAUCGGACAACUUGCUGGAUGUUCGGAGGAGGACACGCACGCCUUUUUGGCAAGGAGGGCCGAACUGUUUGACGCCAUUUCUAAGCAACUGAUGGUUCAUUUUAAACCCUAA